Westerdykella ornata is the source of this 2414-nucleotide messenger RNA. RefSeq names its product calcium-binding mitochondrial carrier protein-like protein Aralar1. Gene Ontology annotation, molecular function: calcium ion binding; L-glutamate transmembrane transporter activity; L-aspartate transmembrane transporter activity. NCBI's taxonomy places the organism in Eukaryota, Fungi, Ascomycota, Dothideomycetes, Pleosporales, Sporormiaceae. Gene Ontology annotation, biological process: malate-aspartate shuttle; aspartate transmembrane transport; L-glutamate transmembrane transport. The coding region runs from base 140 to 2245 and encodes 701 amino acids. The record is from RefSeq and is a predicted model, not a curated record. The transcript is spliced from 4 exons.
CCUACGAGUGGGUCAUAAUCACCACGACAACCCCCUCGCUGCCUCUCCCAUUCUCCCCUACCUUUUACGCUCUUCUUGACGGCUCGAUUGUUGCUUUCCGACUGCUCCGACUCCCUCACCGCAGUCGUUUCCGCCCAGCAUGGCCAUGAUGAAGGAGCAGGUCGGCGAGGUGCUGCUCGGCACCACCGAGGAACCCCAACUGUCGCAUCUCACCCGCAGCGCCUUUCUCAAGCAUGCGAAGAAGGAUCCCGAGACGGGCGAGCACUACCUGGACGAGGAGACGUUCAUCGACGCCGUUGCGCCCGAGAGCGAGGACUACCACAAGAUCAAGCGCUACCAGUAUGGCAUCCUCUUCCGCGUCGCCGACCGCGACCGCAAGGGCCGAGUGACGAUGCAGGACUGGGGCGUCUUCCAGAACCUGCUCGCGAAGCCCGACGCCGAGUACGAGGUCAUCUUCCGCUUCUUCGACAAGAACCGCACCGGCUACAUCAACUUUGACGACUUCUACGAGACAUGGAAGGAACACAAAGGGGAGCACAGCUUGCCGUUCAACUGGAAUAGCGAAUGGGCCACUCUGUACAUCGGUGGUAAGGAUAAGAGACAUACCAUGACGUACCCCCAGUUCGCCCAGAUGCUCCGCGGUCUACAGGGUGAGCGGGUACGGCAAGCCUUCCUGCAUUUCGACAAGAACAAGGACGGCUUCAUUGAGCCCGAGGAGUUCCAGCGCAUCAUCAAGGAGACGGCGAGCCAUAAGCUGUCCGACUAUCUGCUCGACAACCUGCCGACGCUGUGCAACAUCUCGGCCGGAAGCAAGAUUUCGUAUGCCAACGUCAGGGCCUUCCAGAACAUGAUCCAGCAGAUGGACAUGGUCGAGCUGAUUAUCCGGAAUGCGACCACCAAGAGCGCCGACGGCAAGAUUACUCGUACCGAUUUCCUGAACGAAGCCGCGAGGAUAAGUCGGUUCAACCUGUAUACCCCCAUGGAGGCCGAUAUCCUCUUUCACUUUGCCGGUCUCGACCAGCCCUCUGGUCGACUGGGCCUCAAGGAUUUUGCACGCGUGCUCGACCCUGCAUGGCAUACCGUGUCACAUGUAGGACUCGGCAGCAUCGCGGAUGCUGGCGCAAAAGCGUUUGCGUCCUCCAAAUCUCUCCUUUACGACGUUCUGGAGUCGGUGCACCACUUUGCUCUCGGAAGCUUAGCAGGAGCGUUCGGUGCCUUCAUGGUGUACCCCAUUGAUCUGGUCAAGACGAGAAUGCAGAAUCAGAGGAAUUCGGCCGUGGGUCAGGUGCUGUACAAGAACUCAAUCGACUGCGCGAAGAAGGUGGUGCGCAACGAAGGGUUCAGAGGGCUGUACUCUGGAGUGCUCCCACAGCUCGUGGGGGUGGCGCCGGAGAAAGCCAUCAAGCUGACGGUCAACGACCUGGUGCGAGGCAAGUUCACAGACAAGAGCACGGGACAGAUUUGGUGGCCGUGGGAGAUUCUGGCAGGCGGUGCUGCUGGUGGAUGCCAAGUGGUCUUCACCAACCCGCUGGAGAUUGUAAAGAUUCGGUUGCAGGUGCAGGGCGAGGUCGCGAAGACGGUGGAAGGGGCACCCCGUCGCGGUGCCGUUUGGAUUGUGCGGAACCUGGGCCUCGUGGGCCUGUACAAGGGAGCUAGCGCAUGCUUGUUGCGCGAUGUGCCCUUCUCGGCCAUCUACUUCCCCACGUACAGCCACCUGAAGAAGGACUACUUUGGCGAGAGCCCGCAGAAGUCGCUCGGAGUGUUGCAGAUGCUCACGGCGGGCGCGAUAGCAGGCAUGCCGGCAGCGUACCUCACGACACCGUGCGACGUGAUCAAGACGCGGUUGCAAGUCGAGGCGCGCAAGGGCGAGCAGACGUACCAAGGACUGCGACACGCGGCAAAGACGAUCUGGAGAGAGGAAGGGUUCCGUGCGUUCUUCAAGGGCGGGCCAGCGCGGAUUCUGCGGUCGUCUCCGCAGUUCGGCUUCACGCUGGCCGGGUACGAGCUGCUCCAGCGGGCGUUCCCGAUGCCAGGGCACGGCGAGGACGAGGGACCGGGCGGGCACGUCGAGCCGGGCGUGGGACUUGCAGAAGCGAAGGCGCCGUUGCCGUAUCUGCGCAGUCGGAACGCGCUCAAGGUCAUCCUCGACCUGGACGAGAACUUUGGCCGCCCCCGGCUGCCGGCCGGCAAGCAGUGGACGGGCGUACCUGGCUUUGGUGGGAAAUCCCAACUCUCCUCCUCCUGAGUGGCAAGCAUGCAAGUGCAAGAAUAGCAGGCUGCCUUUUUUGCUAAAGGGAAAAACAGAGGAAAGCAAGGGAGAAUGGGGGGUGUAGAGAGUGUCGGGGUAAAAAGGGGAUUGGACAGAGGCUCGUAAAAAGAGGUGGCUUUCGGCACGAGUCUGGGGGCGUCUCGGU